Molecule: messenger RNA, 447 nt
Organism: Coniophora puteana RWD-64-598 SS2
Lineage: Eukaryota; Fungi; Basidiomycota; Agaricomycetes; Boletales; Coniophoraceae
Exons: 1
Source: RefSeq, a predicted model, not a curated record
GACGUCGACUAUAACUCCUUGCAACUUGACUCAUUUGUUAUUGACAAGGAUAUCGUCCACGAACACAAGACUGUUCGUGUAAACUACACAACUUAUGACCUUCGACGCGAGCAAGAUGUGGUGAACCCACGAUCAAGAGCAGAUAUUAUGACACUCUCUCAGGAAUCGCCAGCCGACAACAACUCGCAUCCAUACUGGUAUGCUCGAGUUGUCUACAUAUUCCAUCUCAAUGUUCGUUUUCGGAAUGAGGAUCCCUCUGCCCUUCGACAAAUUGAUAUCCUGCUUGUACGAUGGCUCCAGCGGGAUACUAGCCAGCGAUGUGGAUUUAAAGCUCGACGACUUCCUCGUGUGGCUUUCUAUCCCCUCGGAUCUUCGCAAUGCUGGGAUUUCAUUGAUCCUAGCACUGUGAUCCGGAGUGCUCACAUAAUACCGGUAUUCAAGCGUGGU